ACUGAGGUGGCACUGAGUCGGCCAGACCAGAAAAUCCCAGCAUCUUUUCACUUCUUUCUGGGGAGGUGUGGGCGCCAGGCCCCGCCCUGCUCCACGCCAGAGACACCCUCCCUCCCCAGUACCUCCCUGAACCUGCAUAACCCCUGGAGCAGGACGAGCAGGAAGCCAAGCAGCCAGAGUCCCUGCCACAGGUGGGGGCCUCUGCCAUGGCCGCGGACGUGGAGCAGCGGCUGGGCAGCCUCCCCGUCUUCACCCGCAACGACUUCGAGAGUGACUGGUGCCGGUUGGCCAGCGGCGGCUUCGGCCAGGUGUUCCAGGUGCGCCACAAGCGCUGGCGGACCGAGUACGCCCUCAAGUGCUCCCCCUGCCUCCUGCCUGAGGCCACCAGCUCCGAUGUCAACUGCCUCAUUGAAGAGGCGGCCAAGAUGGAGAAGGUCAAGUUCCCCCACAUCGUGGCCAUCUAUGGGGUGUGCCAGCAGCCCCUGGGCAUCGUGAUGGAGUUCAUGGCCAAUGGCUCCCUGGAGAAGAUGCUGCCCACCCACAGGCUCUGCUGGCCACUCAAGUUCCGCGUCGUCCACGAGACCAGCCUGGCCAUGAACUUCCUGCACAGCAUCCAGCCGCCACUGCUCCACUUGGACCUCAAGCCAGGCAACAUCCUCCUGGACAGCAACAUGCACGUCAAGAUCUCCGACUUUGGGCUGUCCAAGUGGAUGGAGCAGUCCACACGGCGACAGUACAUCGAGCGGUCGGCUCUGCGUGGCACCCUCAGCUACAUCCCCCCUGAGAUGUUCCUGGAGAGUGACAGGGCCCCGGGGCCCAAGUACGACGUGUACAGCUUCGGGAUUGUCAUCUGGGAGCUCCUCACUCAGAAGAAACCCUAUGCAGGCUGCAGCAUGAUGACAAUCAUCAUUCGAGUGGCCGCAGGUGCACGGCCACCCCUGCAGCCUGUCCCUCCGGAGUGGCCAGUCGAGGCCCAGCAGAUGGUGGAUCUGAUGCGGCGCUGCUGGGACCAGGACCCUGAGAAGAGGCCGUGCUUUCCAGACAUCAUGGAGGAGACAGACAUGCUGCUGUCCCUGCUGCAGAGUGCGGUGGCGGCCCCCGAGAGCGAGGUGCUGGCCAGGAAGGUCUCCUGCAAGCCAGGCCUGGGUCGGCCCCUGGAGGUCAGCAAGGAUAUCAGCCAGGAGCUGAUGGGCAGCGCAGACUCGGGAGAGGACUGGAAGCGGAUCCUACAGUUCUCCCACAGUGGGAGCCUAGUGCCCAGCCCGCAGGAGAACAGGGUGACGCCAUUGCACUUCCUUGUGGCACAGGGCAGCCUGGAGCAGGUGCGGCUGCUGCUGGCCCACGAGGCAGAUGUGGACGGCCAGACGGCCUGUGGCUACACCGCCCUGCUGAUCGCUGCACAGGACCGGCAGCCCGACCUGUGCGCCCUGCUUCUGGCCCACGGUGCCGAUGCCAACCUGGCGGAUGAGGACGGCUGGGCCCCGUUGCACUUCGCUGCCCAGAACGGGGACGACCGUUCGGCCCGCCUGCUCCUGGACCACGGUGCCCGGGUGGAUGCCCAGGAGCUGGAAGGCUGGUCCCCACUGCACCUGGCCGCCCAGAACAACUGUGAGAGCGUGGCACGCCUCCUGGUGUCCCGGCAGGCUGACCCCAACCUGCAGGAGGCCGAGGGCAAGACGCCCCUCCACCUGGCCGCCUACUUUGGCCAUGUUGGCCUGGUCAAGCUGCUGGUGGGCCAGGGGGCAGCGCUGGAUGCCUGCCAGAGGAACCUGCGGACACCCCUGCACCUGGCGGUGGAGCGGGGCAAGGUGCGCGCCAUCCAGCACCUGCUGAAGAGUGGGGCCGCCCCUGACGCCCUGGACCAGGGGGGCCACAGUCCCCUGCACGCUGCAGCUGCCAGGGGGAAGCACCUGGUCUGCAAGAUGCUGCUCAGGUAUGGCGCUGGCCUGGAGCGGCCCACCCGGCAGGGCUGGACGCCCCUGCACCUGGCCACCUACCAGGGCCACCUGGAGGUCAUCCGCCUGCUGGCUGACAGCCAUGCCAACCUGGGGGCGCUGGGCGGCAUGGACUGGACCCCCCUGCACCUGGCUGCCCGCUAUGGGGAGGGGGUGGUGGUAUCUACGCUGCUACGCUGCGGGGCCAACCCCAACGCCGCCGAGCAGUCGGGCUGGACGCCCCUCCACCUGGCUGUGCAGCGGGGCACCUUCCUCAGUGUUGUGGACCUCCUGGAGCACGGGGCUGAUGUGCAUGCCCGCAGCAAGCUGGGCUGGACGCCUUCCCACCUGGCAGCACUGCAGGGCCACACAGCCAUCCUCAAGGUGCUGGCCCAGGCGGGAGCCCAGCUGGACACCCCAGGUGGCAUGGGCUGCACCCCCCUACAGCUGGCACUGUGCAGCCCCAGGCCAGGUGUCCUGGCUUUCCUGGAAGGCAGGGAGCCCAUCGUCACCAUCCUGGGUGGCACAGAGCCAGGGGCCCAGACAGAAGUGUAGGCCACCUGGGGGCGACUUACCUGUCAGAAGAGGGAGGGAGCUAGCAGAGAGGUAGAACAGCAGGUUUGCAUGCCUGAGGCCUUAAGUGCAGCUCCUAACAUCAGCAGGCUCUGUCUCUCUUAGCAAAAUAAAACAAAAAAAGUCAUUGUUUUUUAAGGAAGGAGUAGAGAAGCUGGACUUUGGGGAGGACGCCACCCAUACCUGUGCUUCCCACCUUCCCCUUCCACCUGCUCUCUGAGGAUGGAGGAAGGGGAGAGGCAGGGCUGAGGUUGUAGGGGGGCCCUGGCUGACUGGCUUUACCAUGCCCCUCCUCCACAUGUGUCCUCAACAGGACCUAUCCCUCCUCCCAGAGCUAGCUAGAUAUGUGUCACCAAAACUCUUGCCAAUCUUUGUUCCCUGCCCCUGAGCUCCCAGGGCCUUCUAUCCCAGGGAGCCCCUCGAAAGAGGAAGCAAGCACGAUAAGAGCCCCCUCUGCCCAGCCCCUGUGGGCACUUGGCCCCUCAUCUUUGGCAGGGCCACAAGAGCCAGCUACAUG
Molecule: messenger RNA, 3024 nt
Organism: Erinaceus europaeus (western European hedgehog)
Lineage: Eukaryota; Metazoa; Chordata; Mammalia; Eulipotyphla; Erinaceidae
Gene: ANKK1
Product: ankyrin repeat and kinase domain containing 1
Exons: 9
Coding region: 207-2489 (760 amino acids)
Biological process (GO): protein phosphorylation
Molecular function (GO): protein binding; ATP binding; protein kinase activity
Source: RefSeq, a predicted model, not a curated record